This is a messenger RNA of Gracilinanus agilis (Agile Gracile Mouse Opossum), 3220 nucleotides long. RefSeq names its product transportin 3 (gene TNPO3). The transcript is spliced from 23 exons. NCBI's taxonomy places the organism in Eukaryota, Metazoa, Chordata, Mammalia, Didelphimorphia, Didelphidae. The record is from RefSeq and is a predicted model, not a curated record. Gene Ontology annotation, biological process: protein import into nucleus. Bases 338 to 3109 code for a protein of 923 amino acids. Gene Ontology annotation, cellular component: cytoplasm; nuclear membrane.
GUUUGCGGGAGCCGGCUGAGGCUGGAGGAUCCCAGAGCUUGCGGGGGGGGGGGAGGGAGAGAGCGAGGUGGAGAGAACGCGCGGACUUCCAGGCUGAUUCGGGGAUAGCCCGAUGGUGACGCCGGCAACCGAUCGCAGGCACUGGAGAAAGAGGGAACCCGAACGCGACCAGACUACUGUUUCCAGGGGGGCAGCCUGCACGGGACACCCCCCGCCCCGGUAACGGCCGAGGAGGAGGAGAUGGCGCCGGCCAGGGAGCGGCCGUGGCCGAGGCAGUGAGUAGAAGCGAAGCCAGAGGAGCCGGAGCCCCCGCGUGUGAAGAGCAGGAACCGGCGCCAUGGAAGGGACGAAGCCGAGUUUGCAGCUGGUGUACCAGGCUGUGCAGGCGCUCUAUCAUGACCCGGACCCCAGCGGCAAGGAGCGCGCCUCAUUUUGGCUCGGGGAGCUGCAGCGAUCGGUUCAUGCAUGGGAGAUCUCGGAUCAAUUGUUACAGAUACGGCAGGAUGUAGAAUCGUGCUAUUUUGCAGCACAGACAAUGAAGAUGAAAAUUCAGACCUCAUUCUAUGAACUCCCAACGGACUCACAUGCCUCUUUACGGGACUCGUUGCUGUCACAUAUCCAGAACUUGAAAGACCUAUCUCCUGUCAUUGUAACUCAGCUCGCUUUAGCAAUAGCAGACCUGGCCUUGCAGAUGCCUUCCUGGAAAGGCUGUGUGCAGACCCUGGUAGAAAAAUAUAGCAAUGAUGUAACCUCCUUGCCUUUUCUGCUGGAGAUCCUUACGGUUUUGCCUGAGGAAGUACAUAGCCGGUCCUUACGAAUUGGAGCUAAUCGUCGCACAGAGAUUAUAGAAGACUUGGCUUACUAUUCAAGCACAGUUGUUUCUCUGCUGAUGACUUGUGUAGAAAAAGCAGGAACAGAUGAGAAGAUGCUUAUGAAGGCCUUUCGCUGCUUGGGUAGUUGGUUUAACCUUGGUGUCUUGGACAGUAACUUUAUGGCUAAUAAUAAAUUGUUAGCACUUCUUUUUGAAGUUUUGCAACAGGACAAGACAUCAUCCAACCUGCAUGAAGCAGCAUCAGAUUGUGUGUGCUCUGCCCUCUAUGCCAUUGAGAAUGUAGAGACCAAUUUACCUUUGGCUCUCCAACUCUUUCAAGGGGUCUUAACUUUGGAGGCAGCCUACCAUAUGGCUGUGGCCCGGGAGGACUUAGACAAGGUUCUGAAUUAUUGCAGAGUUUUCACUGAACUGUGUGAAACAUUUCUUGAAAAAAUUGUUUGUACUCCAGGCCAGGGGCUAGGUGAUCUGCGAACACUGGAAUUGCUCCUUAUCUGUGCUGGCCAUCCCCAGUAUGAGGUGGUGGAGAUAUCCUUUAACUUUUGGUAUCGACUAGGGGAGCAUUUAUACAAAACAGAUGAUGCUGUUAUUCAUAGCAUUUUCAAAGCUUAUAUUCAACGUCUGCUCCAUGCCUUGGCCAGACACUGUCAACUGGAACCAGACCAUGAAGGGGUCCCUGAAGAGACUGAUGACUUUGGGGAGUUUCGAAUGAGGGUAUCAGACUUGGUGAAGGACUUGAUCUUCCUGGUUGGAUCUAUGGAAUGCUUUUCUCAGUUGUAUUCUACUUUGAAAGAAGGCAACCCACCCUGGGAGGUGACAGAAGCGGUUCUCUUUAUCAUGGCCUCUAUAGCCAAGAGUGUUGAUCCGGAAAAUAACCCAACACUUGUGGAGGUCCUAGAAGGAGUUGUCCGUCUCCCAGAGACUGUUCACACAGCUGUCCGAUACACUAGCAUUGAGCUAGUGGGAGAGAUGAGUGAAGUGGUUGAUCGAAAUCCCCAAUUUCUUGACCCUGUGUUGGGCUAUUUGAUGAAGGGCCUGUGUGAAAAACCUCUGGCCUCUGCUGCUGCCAAAGCCAUUCACAACAUCUGCUCUGUCUGCCGGGACCACAUGGCUCAGCACUUUAAUGGACUACUGGAAAUUGCCCGCUCCCUUGAUUCCUUCAUGCUGUCUCCAGAAGCUGCUGUAGGCUUGCUGAAAGGGACAGCACUAGUCCUAGCCAGAUUACCCUUAGAAAAAAUUGCUGAAUGCCUCAGUGAGUUAUGUGCUGUUCAAGUCAUGGCAUUGAAAAAGCUGCUAUCUCAAGAGCCCAGCAAUGGCAUUUCCUCAGAUCCCACCGUGUUCUUAGAUCGCCUGGCAGUAAUAUUUAGACACACCAAUCCUAUUGUAGAAAAUGGACAGACUCAUCCGUGCCAAAAAGUCAUUCAAGAAAUUUGGCCAGUUUUGUCAGAGACUCUGAACAAACACCGAGCCGAUAAUCGGAUUGUGGAGCGAUGUUGCAGGUGCCUGCGUUUCGCUGUUCGAUGUGUAGGUAAAGGGUCCGCAGCUCUCCUGCAGCCCUUGGUUACACAGAUGGUGAAUGUGUACCAGGUCCAUCAACACUCCUGUUUCCUAUACCUUGGUAGCAUCCUGGUGGAUGAGUAUGGGAUGGAAGAGGGUUGUCGCCAGGGCCUGCUAGACAUGCUACAGGCACUAUGCAUCCCUACUUUCCAGCUCCUGGAACAGCAAAAUGGCCUUCAGAACCACCCUGACACUGUGGAUGAUCUGUUCAGACUAGCUACCAGGUUUAUCCAACGUAGUCCUGUCACCUUGUUGAGGAGCCAGGUGGUCAUCCCCAUAUUACAGUGGGCCAUUGCCUCAACCACUCUUGAUCAUCGGGAUGCCAAUUGCAGCGUCAUGAAGUUUCUACGAGACCUCAUCCACACGGGAGUAGCCAAUGAUCAUGAAGAAGAUUAUGAAGUUCGGAAGGAGUUGAUUGGACAGGUGAUGAACCAGCUUGGACAACAACUUGUAAGCCAACUACUACACACAUGUUGUUUCUGUCUGCCCCCGUAUACCCUUCCAGAUGUAGCCGAAGUGCUCUGGGAGAUCAUGCAAGUUGAUAGACCGACUUUUUGUCGUUGGCUAGAGAAUUCUCUGAAGGGUUUACCAAAGGAAACAACUGUGGGAGCUGUCACAGUGACGCACAAACAACUUACAGAUUUCCAUAAGCAGGUUACUAGUGCUGAGGAAUGUAAACAAGUUUGCUGGGCCUUGAGGGACUUCACCAGGUUGUUUCGAUAACUUGAGCUCCUGUACUGUGCCUGUCUCCCAGGAUUGUCUUUUUAUUAGAAGACAGGAUAAUCGAAAACAAGAAUGUGUCUCACAAUCAGAAACCUUCCUUGUGGCAGAGGG